CCUCGCAGCACAACGAUAUGCGUCCGCUGCCGACCGCGCUGGUCACGCUCCUGCUGGGCGUGGCCGUCUCCGGCGCCGGCCCCGAUUCAUACCGGGUCGGAUACGGCUCCUCGUACGGCCCAUCGUAUGGCCACAGGCCAAGCAGCGGCUACGGAGCGCACAGGUACAGGCCAGGCAGCCGCUACGGAGCGCACAGGUACACGCCAAGCAGCAGCUACGGAACGCGCAGGUACGGGGCAAGCAGCGGCUACGGAUCGACCCAGUACGGGUCCUACGGCGGGACCACGCACGGGUUUAGGCCCAGCGCCAGCAUCGGAGCGCCCGUGCGCAAGCCCAGCGCCAGCAUCGGAGCGCCCACUUUCGGCGGCGAGGACUUCGAAGAGCAGGAGCCCACCAAGUUUCCUGAAGGUGAUCAGCCGGACCACAUCAUCUCGUGGCGAGACGUGGACCCGAUCCGGCAAUACUCUUGGAACGAGGCGGACGAGGAAUGCCGCUCGCGUGGCCGCCGCCUCAUAUCCCUGCAGACUGCAGAGAAGGAUGCAUUCGCCGUGUCUGAGAUCAAAAGCGCCGACAUCCCUUAUAUUUGGACGUCCGGCACGAAGCAAGACGGGCUGUUCUUCUGGGACGAUGGGUCUCCCGUGGCGUCUGGCUACACCAACUGGAGUAAGACCGGCGGCGCCGGCGAGCCUCAGCCGGACGACAACGAAGGCUCCGAAGACUGCUUGGCAGUCCUCAACAGUUUCUACGACGACGGCAUCGUCUGGCACGACAUCGCGUGCCAUCACAAGAAGCACUUCAUCUGCGAAUGAGCCAGUGCUCGCCGCGCUGGUCGGUCCACGUGAGCCGAGUUCGUACCCCACUGUCAAUGACCACAUGUCGGACCUGUGCGGACAGGGUUGUACAAUGUACCCUGUUGCCGCAGUCAUGAAUAAAAAGUCAAGCAAU
Messenger RNA from Pollicipes pollicipes, 945 nucleotides. RefSeq names its product collectin-12. NCBI's taxonomy places the organism in Eukaryota, Metazoa, Arthropoda, Thecostraca, Pollicipedomorpha, Pollicipedidae. The transcript is spliced from 4 exons. The record is from RefSeq and is a predicted model, not a curated record. Bases 18 to 809 code for a protein of 263 amino acids.